CUCACACACACCACACACAGUGAGCACGUCAUGUAACAAACAAAACGCGGCUCAGCUCUCCAAACAGCAACAAUUCAAUCUUUUUCUCCCGUGAAAUUUUGUACACGAGUUCUCUGAUUCAUAAUUUCACAGUGAUUGAUUGUAGAUUAUACGAGGAAUUCUGCAAAUCUGUCUGCAUAUACGGACAUUUAGUGUAUGUACGUACCUCCAUGGUCUUCGUCUUCAAUCGUAUUUAUUUUACUGAUUGCUUCAAACGUCAGCAACAUCAGCUGGUCACCGACACCGGAAAAGUUCUUUUUCGAUCGAGUCUAACUUCAGAUGGCGAAACGAGGAUAUAAAUUACAGGAAUUUGUGGCUCAUUCGGCAAAUGUGAACUGUUUGAAAAUCGGGAAGAAGACACGUAGAAACUUCAUUACAGGUGGUGAUGAUGAAAAAGUAAAUCUUUGGUCAAUUGGGAAACCCACUGCUAUAACGAGUCUAAGUGGUCAUACAAGCCCUAUUGAAUCUGUAGCUUUUGAUUCAACAGAAGUUUUAGUAGCUGCUGGAGCUUCUUCAGGCGUGAUAAAACUUUGGGAUCUGGAAGAGACAAAAGUGGUUCGCACACUUAAUGGACACAGAUCCUAUUGCACUGCUGUUGAGUUUCAUCCAUUUGGUGAGUUUUUUGCAUCGGGUUCCAUGGAUACUAAUUUGAAGAUAUGGGAUAUUAGAAAGAAAGGGUGCAUUCACACAUAUAAAGGACACAGACGAGCUGUUAGUACUAUUAGAUUUAGUCCUGAUGGUCGUUGGGUGGUGUCUGGGGGACUUGAUAAUGUUAUAAAGAUAUGGGACUUGACAGCUGGAAAGCUUUUACAUGAGUUUAAGUUUCAUGAAGGGCACAUUAAGUCAAUGGAUUUUCAUCCUCUUGAGUUUCUUCUAGCAACAGGUUCAUCAGAUAAAACUGUAAAAUUUUGGGACUUGGAGACCUUUGAAUUAAUUGGAACAACUCGACCAGAGGCUACAGGUGUAAGAUCAAUAACCUUUCACCCAGAUGGGAGAACUAUCUUUUGUGGGUUAGACAGCAGUUUAAAGGUGUAUUCAUGGGAGCCCAUUAUUUGUCAUGAUUCUCUUGAUAUGGGAUGGUCAACAUUGGGUGACCUCUGCAUUAAUGAUGGGAAGCUUGUAGGAUGCUCAUAUUAUCAAAACUCUGUUGCAGUUUGGGUGGCUGAUACUUCGCUUAUUGAACAGAGUGGGCCAAGUAAUUUAGCUGAGGAAAAUACUCGUAUGCCACAUAAAUUUAAACUCCAGAAAGAUUUAACAGAGAGAGUAGAGAGUCCUAGAAGAUCCACCAUGUCCUCUGAUGAUGACACAAAGGAUAUAAAGAACAUAUAUGUGGACACUGCAGGCAUGACUCCUGUUUCUUCAAAAGUUGUCAACUUACAAAAUCCCAAAGAAAUUCAUAAUUUGGUUACCCCUAACCCUACACUCCCUCCUGCAGCAGCCAAAAUUACCAGUAAGCCCUUAAUCAAUGAACAGGAUAACACUGCUGCAUCACUUAAGCCAUCUCAUAGGCGAAAACCAUCAACUACCAAAUUAGAUAUUGAAGGGCUAUCAAUAACAGUUGAAUCUGGUUUAAAAUCUGGAUCAGAUCCAGAUGCUGCUAAAGUUUCAAACUUACAAAGAAGGGUUUUAUCAGAUGAUGCUGCUAAAGAUUCUUCCGAGGAGAAAACAAAAGAGUCUCAAAAAGCUUCAUCUCCAAGCAAUGAGUCUGUUGAUUCAAACAAAGAGUUGAAAUCUGUUAAAUAUGUAAACGGAGUGGCGGUUGUCCAUGGAAGGACUCGCAGCCUGGUUGAGAGAUUUGAAAAGAGAGAGAAGUUGAACACUGAUGAAUCACAACUGCCCGAUCCAUCUGCCCGGGUAUUAACCAACACAGAUACACCUGCCCCAAUAAUGAACCCAACACCUGAACCUGAACCCAAAACAUUCACCAUGCCCGGAAAAAGACCUGAUGUGACUAAAAUACCCAUAAAGGUACCUGAAGCUGAAACCUUCACCAUUCCUGAAAAAAGACCUGAUCUGACUAAAAUACCCAUAAAGGCCUCUGCAUCUGAAACCUUCACCAUCCCUGAAAAAAGACCCGAUGUGACCAAAAUGCCCAUAAAGACACCUGAAGCUGUAACCUUCACCAUGCCUGAAAAGAUACCCCAUGUGACCAAAAUGCCCAUAAAGGCACCUGAAGCUGAAACCUAUACCAUGCCUGUUGUGACUAAAAUGCCCCUAAAGGAACCUGAAGCUGAAACCUUUACCAUGCCCGAUGUGACUAAGAUGCCCCUAAAGGCAGCUGAAGCUGAAACCUUUAACAUGAACGAUGUGACUAAAAUGCCCCUAAAGGCACCUGAAGCUGAAAACUUUAUGAUGCCUGAAAAGAUACCUGAUGUGGUUUCGAGUGCAUCAAAUGAGGCUACUAAAUCACCCACAAGGGUACAAAAACAUGAUUCACGCCCAAACACAAGAUCUGAAGAUACACAUGUUCAAAGACCAAGAACUGCUCCUAGUAUGUUACCUGAAAAAGGUAAAGUCUCACCCAUGCCAAGAUCUAUAAGUUCUCGGCGUUUAAUGCCUGAAAAACUUAGAACUCCAUCUCCAAUGGUGGUUGCAAGAAGAUCUACUGCUUCCUCUCGUGUGAUGCCUGAAAGAACUAGAAUCUCAUCUGUAUUGGUGUCCCCAAGGCAUGAUACUAUCAAUAAUAGAAUGAUACCUCAAAAACCUAAAUCUUCUCCAUUGAUGGAUGAUAAUGGCCCACAGACUACAGGGAGAGGUCUGGUGUCUAAGAAAGAUAAUGAUGAUGUGGCAGAAGAUUUGAUGACGAAUCAUGAUGUGUUUUUGAGUAGUCUGCGGUCCCGCCUCACAAAGCUCCAGGUGGUACGACACUUUUGGGAGCACAAUGACACAAAGGGUGCUAUAGAUGCCUUGAGGAAAUUGCCAGAUCAUGCUGUUCAAGCAGAUGUGGUGAAUGUUCUUAUGGAAAGAAUGGAUUCUCUCACAUUAGAUCUCUUUUCUUGCUUGCUACCUGUCCUUUUGGAAUUACUGGACAGCAACACAGAGCGGCAUAUAAGUGUAUCAUUACAACUUUUAUUAAAGCUUGUGGCUGUCUUUGGGCCUGUAGUCAGCUCAACCAUUUCAGCACCUCCAGCUGUUGGUGUUGAUCUUCAUGCAGAAAAAAGACUUGAAUCCUGCAAUCAAUGCCAUACACAGCUCCAGAAGAUUCACAAAUGUCUCCCCUCUAUUAUAAAGCGAGGAGGUUUGGUAGCAAGAUGUGCUCAAGAACUAAACAUUAUUCUUCAAAAAUCAUGAAUCGAUCGACCCUUUCAAACUUUUGAAGCACCCCACAAUUUUGUCUCACUCAUUCUAAAAUAUCUUCUUUCGGAUCUUGGCUGCAAAAUUUAAAGUCAGCAUGUAGGUAAUCGAAGGAAGGAAGCCCGUUUAUAAUCACUAAUCGACCUCUUGCCAAAAAAAUAGGCAUAUUAUUUAUAUAUUUGUAAUCUUUUGUGUAAUUAUUAAUUAAUAGUAAUAAAGAUGUGUAGAUGGUUCUUUUAGCAAUGAGGACACAAUGGAGCAUGUUUCCUACUUCAUAGGACCCUUAACAAUCAUGCCAUUGGCUAAUCUUUGUUGAUUUAUUAUACAAAAGAUUUCGUUGUUAA
Molecule: messenger RNA, 3677 nt
Organism: Lactuca sativa (garden lettuce)
Lineage: Eukaryota; Viridiplantae; Streptophyta; Magnoliopsida; Asterales; Asteraceae
Product: katanin p80 WD40 repeat-containing subunit B1 homolog KTN80.2
Biological process (GO): microtubule severing; microtubule depolymerization
Cellular component (GO): katanin complex
Molecular function (GO): microtubule binding
Source: RefSeq, a predicted model, not a curated record